AUGCCCGACCGAUUGCGAACAGAUCCAGAAAAGAAAGAACCAAACUUCUCCCCCCCCCCCCUCUCGUUCCAACAAGCUGGGCCGUAUAAGACACCCGAUGGAAGUGCUGGACACUUAGAAGUUAUAGCUACGAAACCAUCGAGACAUGCUUAUUUUCAUAAUGGGUAUUUUGUAAACGGUUAUAAGUUCCACACUCAACAAUACGGCGAGGGUCGUGCGACAAAAAACUUUGGAGUAUGUGUUAGAGGGGAGACGUAUAAUGCCGAACAAGAGUCAGACUACUAUGGCAUAUUGCAAGAGAUCUUAGAGAUUGAGUAUUAUAGCAGCGGACCUUCGACUGUUGUACUUUUUAAUUGUAUUUGGUUUGAUAACAAAGACGGUGUAAUAGUCAACAAAAACAAGUUGGUCGAUGUCAAACCCAAAUCUCGACUUCAAACUGACGAUCCUUUUUGUUUGGCAUCACAAGCUGAACAAGUAUUUUAUACACCAUACCCUUCAAUGUCAAAUGAGACGAAAGAUAAAUGGGCGGUUAUCAAAACAAAACCAAGAGGGGUAUUUGAAGUCACCGAAGCUGAAAUGGAAGCAGAUGAAGUCUUUCAGGUUGAAGAACGGUUUGAGUCACCCCUUACUGUAACUCGUGUGGAACCGCUAUGCCUAGCCUCAACUAUAAAUACAUAUGAGCAAAUAUCUGAUGAAGCGAAUGAGAGAAUUGAGGAGGAAGACGAAGAAGUGGAAGAUUUUGAAGACGGAGGUGAUGAAAAUGAGUUUUAUUAUUCAGAAGAAGAAUUUGAAAACGAAGAUGAUGGGGACGAAUCAUGUCAGGUAAUCGACGCAAGGAUAAAGGCCACAGUACCAACACUUCUUCUAGCAGUGUGGGGCAUAGGAGGGGGGAGGGUUAUCCCUAAUUCUACCGACGAGCCACGUUAUAGGACAUCACUCAUACCGAUUGAUAUGCCGAUAGUGACAGGAGUUGCAGGCUCCAACAGUCAGGGUGCCAUCAAUGAACAAACCGACAUGGCUGAUCCUUUAGCAGAUUUGGCUGGGAUUCUUCGCCAUCAGGCUCGAGGGCUGGGUCAUAUGUCCCAACUCAUACAGACAGAUUAUAGGCUCCAAUCCCCACAAAUGGGUUAUACGCCUCAGUUUCCAAAUAUAGGUGCUGAGUUGCCGACCCCACAAACGGUUUUGAGGCCGGGUGGUCAUGAUGGAUUUGAGGAGUACUAUUUUGAGGGUGCAGAUGCACAGACAAACUUUCGGUCGCCACAGACCCCGCACACGCCACGGCCACCGAACACGCCACCGACGCCACAUGGCUCCACCUCUAGAGGUGUUACGGGCGGCCAUGACUCCAAUGCGAGUGAUUUUCAGGAGUCUUCGUUUCCCCUCAUCAGCCGAAAAGGGAAAAAGUGGAAUUCACUAGAGAAUAGUAACAUAUUUGAUGCCUUCAAGUGUGUCCUCAAGGAUAGAUACAGGGAUCAGAUGAAGCGUAUCAGGAUUAAAUCUGGGGAAAUGGCACGAAAUGAUGGGAAACCCGUCCCCUUAGGUCAUUGUACCUACUACGAAGGGAUGCAUGACUACCGCCCUGGGCGCGUACCAGAGAAUCAUUGGUCGACAGAUAAGUGGAGAAAGAAUUCAAAAAUUGCUCAGCAGAACCGCAAAGUUGCAGAUGCUAAUGGGUCGACAGCUAGGCACACCGCGGGUAGUAUAGGAUUUGACGAGCACCGAAAAGGUUUGGGUAAACCACCCACACAAUUUGAUGUUUUCAUGAAGACGCAUGGUACAGCUGAGGCGAAAAAAAGAUAUUUUGCGGGAGAUCAUGAAAAUCUCGAAUAUUGCUCACUAACUGCCAAAGAAGCACAAGAGAUGUAUCUACAGGAGAUGGCCAAAAAACACGGAGAAGACUCUUCAAACCAUAAAGAUGAUGCGAGGGUAUGGGAGGAAAUUCACCUUAGGAGAAAAGGAAAGAAGAAGGGUGAUAUCUAUGGCAUAGGAGCAUCAGAUAUACAUUUUGUGAUUACUGGGACACCGUCUUCCCAAUCCACCCAAUCCACCCAAUCGGAUAGUACACAACAAGAGGUUGAUAGGUUGCGUGCACAAGUUUCUACCAUGGAACAACAACAACAACAACAACAAAUGAAAGAAUAA
Messenger RNA from Lactuca saligna, 2142 nucleotides. The record is from the annotation of a GenBank genome assembly. Lineage: Eukaryota; Viridiplantae; Streptophyta; Magnoliopsida; Asterales; Asteraceae.